AUGGCGCACCCGGUCGCAUGCCUUCUGCAGGGCUCUGCCAGGCUUCAAGGGAGCUGUAGGCUUCUCUCGGCGCGUGCAUUCAACAGAGCGGCAAGUUGGCGAAUCUCCGCGCCUCCACAACGGCGCUCUUUUGGCGCUGAGUCCUCCGCCCCAACCUCCUCAUCUGGACACCCCCUGCCUUCGGGUGAGGGUGCGUUUUGCUCGUCUGUCUCAGCUUACCAUGGUCUUGGUUCUACGCCGUCUGCGUCCUCCUUCUCGGCUUAUUCGAGUCCCGCCACGCCCCCCGCGGCUACCCCCGGCUCCUCUUCUCUGUCUUCUUCCCUCUCUUCUGCUCGGCGAUCCUUGUCCGCGCGUCGCUGCGUCGCUAUGUCCCGUCUCACACACUCUGCGUCCUCUGGCUCCCGUUCGUUUUGCUUCGCUACUUCCCUCCCGCGCGCGUCGCUCGGGUCUUCUCCGCGGCUUUCGUCUGAGCGUGCCUCCACUGUAUCUGGUCACUGGACGCCUCUGUCUCCGUCUGCAUCGUCUCUGUUGGCGUCGCUGCCUGGAGGGGUGUCCGCGGUGCGGAGCGCGCACAAGUUCGCAGCUCCGCCCUGCCCGAAUCUUCUGCUGUUGAGGAAGAGCAUCCACCAGCGUCUACAGCCGAUUCUCUUCUUUUUGAAGAACGACACCACCAUGGGCAACUAUGUCUACGACCAACACUUCAAGGGUGUGCUCUGUUCUCCGCUUUUCGAAGGGAAGUCCUACAAAGAAAUCAACGCGAUGGUGGAUCGCGUCCUAGAGGAUAUCGGUCUUAGCGGCCGCGUCAAGCUCUACUGUCAGCCACCGUCGCUCAUGCACGUAAGACGUCACGGAACGAAAAAGAGGAAUACGAGCUGCUAA
Messenger RNA from Besnoitia besnoiti, 879 nucleotides. RefSeq lists its product as uncharacterized. Bases 1 to 879 code for a protein of 292 amino acids. The transcript has 3 exons. The record is from RefSeq and is a predicted model, not a curated record. Lineage: Eukaryota; Apicomplexa; Conoidasida; Eucoccidiorida; Sarcocystidae.